GUAAGUUGCUUAUGUAUACUCAAAGUUCACUAAUACAUUCUCAUUUAAUGAAUGUGUGUCAAUGGUAGCGAUUUAAUUUUUUGAGGCGUCAUAACAAAUAUUCUGCAGUGCUUCAAAAACACAUUAUUCUGAGGGAUAAACUGGACACUAUGCUGCGCAAUUGUGGCGCUCCUGCUCUUCCUGGUCGGAGAGAUUCGCGUAUUGAAUGAAAGAAUCGGACUGUCUAUAAGAACCGAUCAGAACUAUGUUCCUCUUGAAGCCCCAUAGAGACGACAGAGCGAAGGAGUUAGUUUGUGGAGUUUUGUUCUACACCAUUAUCGAGACGAGAACGCAUUAAUUGUCUGUUGGAUACGAGAACGAAACUGUUACGCAAUGGAGUUGUCAUGGUGGCGAGUUCAGCUGUUACUAUCGGCCAGCGCGUGUGUGCUCUCACUGGAACUUGUUUCACACAACACACAAAACAACAUCUGCUGUCCUCGGGGUCUUUUAAACUGCACAAUGAAAAAUGCAGACUCUCUCAGAGCACACGAUGUGGACUGUGGCCCUGUGUGUGUGUGUUCUCUGGUGGUAAGGCCUAAAUUGUGCUGUGAUGAGGACGAAUGUAAACCGUGUUUGUGGAUCAACAUCCAGCUGCGUAUUAUCCCUGAUCCUGAGAGUGGAGAGUCAGGAGAUGAAGAUGAGGGCAGUGGGGACUGUGAUUCAGAAUGUGUUUACCCCCCAGAUGACACAUCAGAAAAUCAAGGGAAGGAAUACCCACCAUGUGAAGACCAACUGUGUCAUCAAAAUAGCCCAGCUGCUAUUACAAUAUGCUACACAUCAGCAGAAAGAGUGCCCUCAUGGUGCAAGAGAUUAGACUUCACAGUGACUUCUGCUACAAGUUCCAAACCACUCAAUCUGAAUCUGGUGGAGUAUGAAGAUGUUGAAUUCGGCAGAAAAAUGAUGAUCACUGUUGGAUCUGUCUCUAAUUCAGCUGAAGUUGAAGUCCCUACAUUACGAUCAGUGUGUUCUUCACCACUAAACAAGAAAAUUAAAGAGUGUAAAGGUCCCAGAGUUGACAUUGAUAUUGACGAAGAGCAGGGCAUGGUUAAGCUGCAGUUAGCAAAUGAGGAUGAACCACUGCAUCUGUGUGUGAAACGUGGAAGAGAAGGCAAAUGCUGGUCUAGUUUCCUUGUCAACAACACCAUUCCGCUGAAGUCAGUCACACACUGCAUGUGUUUUCAGGCUUGGAAAGAAAGAUCACCUCGUUCAGAAUACUGUCCCUUUAAAGAAAAUGCAGAAUUCAGACAAAAUGUCCUGGACAACAUGUCAGUGUCCGUGGAACACACCAAGACAUAUAAUGGUCAGCCAGUGCUGAGCUGGAAUUUAACAGCACCCUGCAGACUCAAAGCUGAGCUAUGGCCAUGUCAGGUGGAGGCAGAUGGACAAUGCAGAGAGGUUGAUGGAUUCAGACAGCAGUGCUGUAAUAAAACAAAUUGGGAAGAAAAUAUCACAGCUCUAUGGGCAUCCGGAAAAUUUGUGAAUAUCACUUCACGGAAUCACCAGCAACUCUGUGUGAUGCUUCAAGUGGAUGGAAAGAUUCUGCACUACUACUGCCAACAUCCCUUGGAACGGCAGUUCUGGAGCCUUCUCGUUUUUCUGCCGCUGUUUAUUGUUUUUCUGGCUAUUUUCGGAAUCCUUCUACUUGUGAACAAACUCAAAUGGUCACUUAGUGAAUGGGACAGAACACAUCAUUCUAAAGACAUGAUGGGGCAGGUGCUGUUGCUGCAUUACUCUGCCGCCGACCCAUGGCAAACGCGUUUGGUAUGCAAGCUGGGACAAUUGCUUUCUGAGCUGGGUUUCCAUUUGUCUCUUGACCUUUGGAACCAGGCAGAGCUCAGUUCUCUGGGCCCAACGCCUUGGCUCCAUUCCAAGCUCGGUCACAUACAGAAACACGGCGGCAAAGCUCUUCUGAUGCUUUCUCCAUCAACACUGCAGCGAGCUGAAUUGUACUGGAACCACAGCAACCCUAUCGUACACUCCUCAGAUAUGCUAGGUGCAGCCCUAGACUGCAUUUUAGCUGAUCGCCAGAAGGGUGGUGUUGCACAGCGGUUCGUUCUUGUGCAGUUAGAAAAUCUGAACUAUGAAGAUUAUAAAAUGCCAAAGUUGUUCAAGGGCCUGCCACUCUAUAAACUCCCUUCACAGAGUCAGGGACUACUUACAGAGCUGUGUUUGGAAAGACCGAACAGUGUGAAGGGAAAGUUGAAGACGAUGUGGUGGAUGAAGAGGGCACGGAGGAAGUUGGCUCAAGGAAUAAAGAACGUUUGUAAGGGGAAGAGGGCGAGGCCUGAAUUGAUAGAUUCACUCAGCCUAGACGCAGAAGACAUUGAGGAGAUGUUUUUUUUAAAAACUGAACAGUUGUAGAGCACUUACAUGUCAUCAUGAGUGAGUGGGUGGUUCUUGGCCAGAAAUAUAAGCACAGUUGUACAUCAUCGCACCAUUAGCUAGGUAACUCCUAGCCAAUCGCAUGUAAGCCAUAAGUCUGCACACAAUCUAUCACAUUGCUGUUUCAGUCCACCACCCCACCCCACCCCACCACCACCAGUUGAGUCCCAUCUAGCACGGGGGAGGCUCCUCGCCCCUGCCUCCUAUCUCCGGCAGGAAAUGAUGGUUCCGAGUACAACCUCUUCGGACUGCCAGACGGGGCUUACGCCAAAGAGAGAAAUUACAUUUAUGUUUUCUAUUCAUCAAAUAAAUGUCAUCUUAAAUUUCACUCAAGUCGUCCUGCUAGAACUGGUAGUCAAAUCAAGACCCUGAAUCACAACUAUGUGCAGAAUGUACUAUCCAAAAAGUACCAAAUAGUAACAUGUCUUUUUUUGUUGUUGUUGUUUUGACAUAGUACCUUGAUAAUACCAUGAAUUAUUUUUUGUUUUAAUUAUGUACCAUAGUGGCACUAUGCUGGUGGUAUUGUUUUAAAGUACCUUGGAGUACCAUGUUUAUGUCAUGGUACUUGAAUAUGGUAAUAUUGUAUAGUACCAUUAUAGUAUUACCUGACAUGAUAUAUACCAGGCUCAAAUCAGAGUAGUGUGGCUUUUAAGAAGGAAGUCUGCAUAUUUUUCUAAAGUAUGAAGGAAAAAAGGUGAAAUGAUAUACCAAAGGAUGACUACAGGUAAUAACAAUCACAAUACAGCGUUAAAAUUGUUCUUAUUAUGGACCUUAAACUUCUUAUUAAGAUGUUUUUUAUAGUUAAAGUUAGUUGGAUAGUUGAUUUCCCUAUUAUAUUUUAUAUUUUCAAUUGCCAUUGAAGGUGGCAUCGCAUUAAAUAAAAAAACAACAACUACAGAGCAAGUUCCAUGGAACAUCAAUAUGUGUAAAGAUAUUGUAAAUACUAAUAUAUUUGGAUGUUGGGGAAAAAGUUAUUUUUGACUUCACCUUUUCAUUUUAGUUUGUAAUUUUGUUAUGUAAAUAAUUCACUGACUUUGCAAAUGUAUUAUGACUUAAGGCCUGCAUAUAAUGUACAUACAGUAUGACAAAUUUUUUAUGUAAAUGUAAAAUUUAUUUAAAAUGUUCUGGUUGUACUACAAUAUACCGUUUAUUG
Messenger RNA from Xyrauchen texanus (razorback sucker), 3574 nucleotides. RefSeq lists its product as uncharacterized. Gene Ontology annotation, molecular function: interleukin-17 receptor activity. Lineage: Eukaryota; Metazoa; Chordata; Actinopteri; Cypriniformes; Catostomidae. Bases 373 to 2400 code for a protein of 675 amino acids. The record is from RefSeq and is a predicted model, not a curated record. The transcript has 17 exons.